CAUAGACGCCUCAUACUUUCUGGCUAAUCAAGAGCAGCAAGAUGGUUUCGUACUAUCAGAUAGCAACAAUAUUGCUCACUUAUGCAAUUGCACAUGUCAUAUUUGUAUCGAUUUAUCGUCUGACUCUUCACCCAUACGCCAAGUACCCAGGGCCAUUACUUGCAAAGUUGACGAAUUGGCAUGCUGUAUAUCAUGCAUACAAAGGAGAUGUGCAUCUGAAUGUCGAACAGUGUCACAAGAAAUACGGGAAAAUCGUUCGGAUUCGUCCGAACGCCAUAUUGAUCAACUCCCCCAAUGGGUUUCAUGGUACUGUACCUCUUCGUGGACUAUUUUAAGAAUUGCCAACUGAAUUGAGACAGAUAUCUAUGGCAAUGGCAAGAAAGUCAAGAAGGCACAGGGGUACAAAAUCCAUGGCCCCACAAACUUGAUCGGCAUCCAGGACAAAGUCCUGUACGCGAAGUACAAGAAGAUCUUCCAGCAAGGAUUUUCAGAUAAGAUGAAUCGGGAUCACGAGCCGAAAGUCGCUCAAGUCAUUGAUACAUUUAUUGAGAAGCUUGCAGACAAUGAGUCGCCAGGGGAGAAUGCUGGCGAGUGGACUAAUAUCAAAGACAUGAGCCAGUGGUGCACCUGGCUCACCACAGACGUAGUCAGCAAAGUGAUAUUCACCACCUCCUGGGACCUCCUAACCUCAGCCGCAAACCGAGGCGUAACAAAAUGCCUCAAGGACGCCGUCCGAAUGACAGGCAUCCUCCACUGCUGGCCCUUCCUACCCGGCCACGAAGUCACUGCCCUGCUCUGCAUCCCCCACGUCGCAUGGAGCAUCCCUUUCCUCGAGCGGUACGCCGACUCAGUGAUAAAGAGCAGCAGAGAAGCUCGGGUGAAGGACCCGUCUGUUAAAGACGUCUUCGCGAUUUACGGAGACGCCAGGGAUCCGGAUACUGGUAAGCUGGCGUUGUCGAAGUCGACAGUGCAGAUGAAUACUAUGACUUUCAUCAUCGCUGGCUCAGAUACAACGGCCAGGUCGCUUGCAGCUACAUUUUUCUACCUAGCCCGGAAUCCAGAGGCCUACGCGAAAGUAGCACAGGAAGUGCGCUCCGCUUUUCCUUCUGCCUCGUCGAUUUGUGCAGGGCCUGUGCUCAAUAAUUGUGUUUACUUGCGCGCUGCAAUCACAGAGUCGAUGCGAGUAUCUCCCGUGGCUCCACAACCUCUGAUGCGCGAAGCCGAAGCAGGAUGUGUAGUUGACGGGGAGCACAUACCCCAAGGUCUCAACGUCGGGUGCUCCAUCUACACGCUGCAACUCAACGCCGCUGUCUUCCCCAAUCCGUAUAAAUGGGAUAUGACGCGCUGGCUCGUCAACCCUUCGAAAGACGCUACGGAAGAGAACGAGCGAAUUAAGGAGAUUAGCAGGAGUUUUGCACCGUUUUCGGUUGGCCCCAGGCAGUGUAUUGCGAGGAACUUUGCGACGAUGGAAAUGUAUCUUACGAUGGCGAAUGUGUUUUGGAAGUUGGAUUUUGAGAGUGCCGGGGAUCUUGGGGAGGGGAAGGACGGGGGGUUUGUGAUGACGAGUUAUUUUACGGCGAUGAUGGAGGGGCCACAGGUGAGGUUCCGGAAGAGGAAAGGGGUUGAGUGGUAGGAUUUGACAAUUCUGCGCGCUCUAACUAUUGAGUCCAUGGUGGGAUGAAAUGAGAAAGCAUCGGUGUUUGAGGGCUGAAUAGCCAGUAGAAAAGGGCACUGCAUAGCUAGAAUGGGCAGGUUGUGCAAGAGACAGACAUAACGCCAAGA
Molecule: messenger RNA, 1782 nt
Organism: Cadophora gregata
Lineage: Eukaryota; Fungi; Ascomycota; Leotiomycetes; Helotiales; Ploettnerulaceae
Exons: 4
Coding region: 497-1633 (378 amino acids)
Molecular function (GO): monooxygenase activity; heme binding; oxidoreductase activity, acting on paired donors, with incorporation or reduction of molecular oxygen
Source: RefSeq, a predicted model, not a curated record